Acanthosepion pharaonis is the source of this 1689-nucleotide messenger RNA. Lineage: Eukaryota; Metazoa; Mollusca; Cephalopoda; Sepiida; Sepiidae. The record is from the annotation of a GenBank genome assembly.
AUGAUGACAAAAUUAAAUAAAAAUUAUUUUCUUCUUUCUUGCUUAUUCUACAUUCUUUCUUUCUUUCUUUCUUUCUUUCUUUCUUUCUUUCUUUGUUACGUUUUCUUUUUCUUUCAGUAUUCAUCACUUUUCCUUAUUCUUUUUUCUUAUUCUUUCUUUCUUUCUUUCUUUCUUUCUUUUGUCUGUCUUUUUUUUGUUCUUACCUUUUCCUUCUUUCUUUCAGUAUUCAUCACUUUUCCUUGUUCUUUUUUUCUUAUUCUCUACUUCCUUCCUUCCUUCCUUCCUUCCUUCCUUCCUUCCUUCCUUCCUUCCUUUCCUUCCUUCUUUCUUUUAUCCAACUGUCUACACUAUAUUCCUUCUUUCUUUCUUUUUUCUUUCUUAUUUUCUUUCUUUCUUUCUUUCUUUUCUGCUAUAACCUUUUCCUUCUUUCUUUCACUUCUUUUUCUUUCUUUCUUUCUUUCUUUCUUUCUUUAUUUAUUUAUUUAUUUAUUUAUUUAUUUUACCCAACUGUCUACACUAUAUUUCUUUCUUUCUUUCUUUCUUUCUUUCUUUCUUUCUUUCUUUCUUUCUUUCUUUUGCCCAACUGUCUAUACUCUUAUUCUUUCUUUCUUUCUUUCUUUCUUUCUUUCUUUCUUUCUUUCUUUCUUUCUUUCUCCUUUUCCCUCUAUAGCGGUGCCAAAUGUCUUUCUCUAUUUCACCUUUUCUGUUACAGUCUCUUAUCUCGGCGUAUCAUUAAUCCGUAGCUUUAAGGUGCAAAUAUUUAUUUCUCGCGACAUUUUCAUCAAGACCCUUUUAUUAGAUGCCUCUCUCUCUCUCUCUCUCUCUCUCUCUCUCUCUCUCUCUUGUACUAAACGCCUGGGAUUACGUGAUAACAAUCGCCACCAAUCUUCCCGUCUUUUUAUUUUCUCAGAUGCCUGUGCUACUUUUACUUUUCCAUAUUUAUUUAUUUUUUUACUCGUUUGUACUUCUAUAUUUCCUCUUCUGCGGAUCCAUAUUUUCUAUUUUCAUUUUACUGUUCUAUUCUAUAUGUAUCUUCAUUUUUUCUCUCUGAUGGUGUUCCAUAUAUUUUUCUUUUACAACUGUGCUAUUUCAAUUUUACUUUCCCCCUUCAUCUUUCAUAUUAUCUCUUUUUGUUUUUCUCUUUCGUAUUCGCAUUUUUUUCCUUUUCCUUUCACUGUUUAUACUUCCAUAUUUCCUCUUUUAUUUAUAAUCGCGAAUCUAUCUUCUUAUAUUAAAUUAUCCUCUCUAUCAUACAUUGUUAUCUAUCUAUCUAUCUAUCUAUCUAUCUAUCUAUCUAUCUAUCUGAUCUGUUCAUAUCAUCUAUCUGUUCAUUCAUCUAUCUAUCUAGCUAUCUAUCUGAGUCUAUUCAUAUUAUCUAUCUAUCUAUCUGAGUCUAUCUAUCUAUCUAAUCUGUUCAUAUCUAUCUAUCUAUCGAUCGAUCUGAGUUCAUAUCUAUCUAUCUAUCUAUCUAUCUAUCUAUCUAUCUAUCUAUCUGAGUCUGUUCAUAUCUAUCUAUCUAUCUAUCUAUCUAUCUAUCUAUCUAUCUAUCUAUCUAUCUAUCUGAGUCUUUACUUGCUAUCUAUCUAUCUAUCGAUCGAUCUGAGUUUGUUCAUAUCUAUCUAUCUAUCUAUCUAUCUAUCUGAGUCUGUUCAUAUCUAUCUAUCUAUCACUAUUUCAUUUGAUUCUUGA